Molecule: messenger RNA, 4032 nt
Organism: Spirodela intermedia
Lineage: Eukaryota; Viridiplantae; Streptophyta; Magnoliopsida; Alismatales; Araceae
Source: the annotation of a GenBank genome assembly
AUGGAGAGAGCAGAAGGGGAUCUGCCCAACAUGAAGAGGAGCGGGUCGGACUGGGAUCUUGAGGCGUUCUUGCAGCCCCAGACGUCCACAACAACCUCCCCCGCCGGUGCCACAUCAGGGUCGACGAUGAGGGACGACCUCUUGCUCAGGGCUGGUGGUGAAGACCUGAGUUUCAAUUUCUCCGGGAGCCGGGUAAGCUAAAAUAAGUCUUGCUUCCAUAUUGUGAGCAUGCAUCAUAUAAUCCAAAGGAGAACCCACCCCCGAGUUUGAAAGCCUUUUGAUUCCCUAUCAUAAACCGGGAAAUACUCGGUAAUUUGAUUAUCUGCAGAAAUUGACUUUUUGGUGAACUGUCCAAAAGUUGAUAGUCUAACAUCAGUAUCCUUUGCUGGAUUCAAAAACAGAAUGCAUCGUGCACGCUCCUAAAGGACACAACCCUAUAAUUCUGGAACUUGCUCGCUUGAGGAAGUGGAUCAUAUAUCUUUGAUCGUUUGAUAUGAAUUUGAAUAUGGAUAAAUUUUCCUGGAAUCUAGUCGAGAGUAGCCAUUGAGCAGUCAGAAUCGUUAUCUAUCCUUGCAUCUGCUUUGAAACACAACCACAUCCUCUAUUAGUAGCUUUGUGCCAUGCAAAAAAUACGUAUAAAUUUUUGCACUCUGAUUGUAAUAAUGGUUUCAGUGACUAUGUUAUCAUUUCUUGUAAAACACAGGAUGGGGAUGCAAUAAAUCACGAUUCAGCUGGUGAUCUGAUUAAUUGUCUAUUGUGGUCACAAAGUCAUGCUCCGAGGCAUUCAAGUAUUUCUGCAACUAUUGAGUCACAAUCAUCUGUUUGUGGUAUGACUUGAGCUUUUAGCUUCAUUCACGACUCAUCUCAAUUUUUGUGAAAUUCAUCUAGAAACUGUAAUUCCUGCUUUCCUUUUCGAAGUGGCAUAAAUUUCCUCGACUAUGUCCACAAGUUUCUCAGUCAAUUCAAUUAGAUUUUAGCGAGUCUCACUGUCGUUUUGGUUAGUAAACAAGUUAUCAAAUGAUGCAAGGAUAAAUCACGCACUGGUGUCCCAACAUGGUCAAAUCUGUUAACCAGAUACAGACAAGGAUAAUUUCAGUAAGUUCUUGAAAUAAAUUCUGUUAAGUGAUCGAAGGGUAAAUCGAUAAACAUAAACAUAUGUGCAAAAGGGGAAAGAAGAAUGUUGCAUAAUACAGUAUUUGGUAUCCAGUGCAAGCAUAUACAUAGCCAUAGUCAUUUUUUUUACAAAACCGUAUUUAAAGUAUGGAUGAGCUAUCUCUUCCAAUUAAGUACCCAGUCUGGGUACAAAACCUGGGACCUACGGAACUGACACACUUUGUUAGGAAUAAAAAGCUUAUCAGAGACUAUCGAAAUCCAAUGCCCUAUGCAACACAUUCUGAGGAUGUAAGCAACCGAGUCAUAAUUGGGCUCAGUGACUUUGAGAGCUUCAUAGAACUGUCAAUCUUUUUUUCUGUCUUUCAAAGGAUGCACUUUCUGUGGAUUUUUUCGCAACAAAAGUGCAUUUCAAAAAGUGGUAAAAGAUUUUUGAAGUUUUAGCAGUCUUUCACUAAUAAGGUUGUUCAUCGCUUCCAUUUUUUUGCUGAAAAAAUACUGAACAUCUUAUAUGUUGAGACACCAACUUUAUGAUUCAGAAAAUGAAUUUUCUUAUAUUGUGACCGUUCAACUUCUCUAAUUUUUUGGAUUCCACUUGAAUAUUGUGAGCGAUAACAAUAUGCUUCUUAUAAUGUCCAGUUGGAAGUCCAACUUCGUCACAUAAGCCCAAGUUCACAGAUAUUCAAGCCCCAGGAAUAACAAGUGGCUCUGAGCAGUCAGAUGAUGAAUCUUUGGACAUAGAAGCCGGAUCAUGUGAACAGAGCGCAGAUGCCAUUGAUUUGAAACGCAUGAGGAGGUAGAACAAUUUCAUUUCUUUCAGAAACAACUUAUUUUCUCUCGUUGGGAAGGAACCUUCUCCCUUGAGCGUCAUGAUUUACAGGAAAAAUCAAAAACCAUUGCCGGAAGUUGAAAUCUUGUUACACUAGAUGACUUAUGUGUGAUGUGAAGUGGCAAACGAGCAGUUUAAAGCCGGAGAUAGUGUAAGAUUGAUCUCAUAGUUGUUAAGGCCGUUGUGAAACAGUUGAAGACCAGGACCUCAAUCCACAAGUGACUGAUGAAAAGUUGUCUAUGGGGAAGAUAUAGCUUAUAUUUCAUGCGGCAGUUGAUUAGAUCUGUCUCUAACAUAUGGAGCGUGACAAAUGUGGGACCAAUAACUCUUGGUCCGGAGAGAACCAGAUGAAGGCCAAUCGCCAAUGGUAUUUCCUGUGCUUUUGAACCCAUGACAUAAUCCUUGCGGGGCUGCCUUCUUCGCGAGCAAAGAUUGUAAGACCAUGGCUGCAUGAUGCUCUAUGGCGGUCUGCUUUAUUGAGUUGAUCAGGGCUCACGUUUGUGCCAGUCAUGUGCAAAGUUGAAAUGCAACUUUGUGUCGGCCAAUGUGUAGUAGUCAUUUACUCAUAAUUGCUUUAAGAUUGGCUGUCUAAAAUAGGUCCUGUGUUUUUUGUUUCCAAGGUAGAAGGUUCAUUAGUUUAUAUUGUCAAAUUUGUUUUAGGAAGGUUUCUAAUCGAGAAUCUGCUAGAAGAUCAAGGAGGAGAAAACAAGCUCAAUUGGCAGACUUGGAGUUGCAGGUAUCUGAUGCUUCUCCCUCCUCUUGGCUGUUUUAUAUAUAUGACUAUUCUUGCCCCUGUCAUUUAUUGAGAAUCCGGCAUGAUCGCUCUUUAAUAAUAAUAAAAAACUCGUCUAACAUUAAUGGUAUGGAUCUUGGUGGGCACUCUCCUUGCCAAUUUUUUAUAUCUACAUAUCUUGUCUAAAAAGCUCAUGAUGUUGAAAGUUGGGCCAUAACAUCACACUAGCAGUCAUUUUUUGGCCAUAAGCUGUAAUUUUAAUAAUUAAUAACCCUGAACCGUGAAGCAUGUAGACAUAUAAUCUUUUACCAAAAAAAAAAAGAAAAAAAAGAAAAAAAAGAAAAAAGAAAAAAAGAGGUAAGAAGAGCAUGCUCAUUGCCAAUACUGAGAGUGACGGUGGGGCACAUUUCUUGUGGUGAAUUCACUUCUUCAAGUAUUAGGAAUGGUGUUAGCGAUAUGAAUUCAUAUUUGAGCCUAAUGGAUCGGAAUCUCUCUUGAGAGCAGUGGCCCCAUGAUGUUGAAAGCCUCCUCUCUGGGGCCAUUAAUGGCGAAACUGUAAAGGAAAGAGCUUUUCUAGUGCACGUCAUGAAGAUCCAUAGCUGCCCAACACGGUUUUUUAAAGAACUGACUUCGAAUAUUUUAUCAUCCUUUGAUCGAGAUACCAAAUCCAUCAGCAAUGGGCCAUAUCAUCCAAUCUACACUGCUCAUUUUGCGUCCCAGGUUGAUCAGCUAAGAGGAGAGAAUGCCUCUUUGUACAAGCAACUAAUGGAUGCUAGCCAGCAGCUCACCGAUGCUGCUACUGAUAACCGGGUGCUCAAAUCAGACGUCGAAGCCUUGAGAGUUAAGGUAGGGAAUUUCUGCCCCGUUUGACCAAAGAAAGAAGUCCAAACCAUAUUUCCAUGUCCGGGCCUUGGAAUCUCACCACAAGAUCCCCAGAUCCACAAGUUUGGAAAUUCUCAUCUCACACUGAAUCUCUCAGGUGAAGAUGGCUGAAGACUUGGUCACCAGAGGAUCCCUGGCGUUCACUCUGAACAAUCUUCUCCAGAGCCCGGCAGUGGCCCCUCAGGUGCCCAGCGCACACCAUGUGUGCCGGGCAUCGGAGCUUCCACCGCCGGUGGGCGUUCAAGGAGACGAAGGCCGUUAUGUGGGCAUGGGGGCGUUCAACGGGCAGCUUCAACCAGCCGGAAUGGAGACCAGCGAGCAUGGGGACAGUAACCAGGGAUCCAAGUCAACCCAAAGCCAGUCAAUGGAGCGGAUUCCGGGUCUGGAGCAGCUCCAAAGCAGAAUAGCCGGGGACAUCUCCAGCUGCGGCUCGGACAUGUGGCCGUGGGCCUCUCACGUCGUCCCCGUGUCCAAGUGA